UAGGCAUCAUGGAUCAGGUAAUGCAGUUCGUGGAGCCGAGUCGGCAGUUCGUGAAGGACUCAAUCCGGCUGGUGAAAAGGUGCACUAAACCUGACCGAAAAGAAUUCCAGAAGAUUGCCAUGGCAACAGCAAUAGGAUUUGCUAUAAUGGGAUUCAUUGGCUUUUUUGUGAAAUUGAUCCAUAUCCCUAUUAAUAACAUCAUUGUUGGCGGCUGAACACCUUUUUAGGAGACUUUUUCCAUCUUGGGAAUUGGUGAAUAAGUGAGGAUUUGAGAAGCUCAUGGAGUAAAAAUUUGCCUAUAUGUUUUGUGUUUUUCUUUCAUUUUUGUCUUCCAGGGUGUUUUGUAUUUGUAAAUUAAAACAGUUUCAAAAUAAACAAACGUAACUUUUUCCAUCAUA
This is a messenger RNA of Enhydra lutris kenyoni (northern sea otter), 398 nucleotides long. It is a transcript of the gene SEC61G, whose product is annotated as Sec61 translocon gamma subunit. The record is from RefSeq and is a predicted model, not a curated record. Gene Ontology annotation, biological process: protein targeting; post-translational protein targeting to membrane, translocation. Gene Ontology annotation, cellular component: membrane; Ssh1 translocon complex. Gene Ontology annotation, molecular function: transmembrane protein transporter activity. The transcript has 3 exons. Bases 9 to 215 code for a protein of 68 amino acids. Lineage: Eukaryota; Metazoa; Chordata; Mammalia; Carnivora; Mustelidae.